UUGAAGGUGGUUUAGCUAGAAAUUAAGGAAACAAUAUUUCUCAAUGGAGUGGGCUUUUGUGAAAGCCUUGCUGUGGGGUUUACUUGUAUUUCUUCAAUUUCAUGGGCACACACCUGCCUGCCUCCAGGAAGAGAGGAUCGCUCUGCUGAAAUUGAAGGCGUUUCUGCAACCAAAUAUUAUUUAUGCAAAUGAUCACCUUCUUCCGUCAUGGAUUGACGACGCAAAGAGUGAUUGUUGUGGUUGGGAGCGGGUCACGUGCAACUCCACCACCGCUCACGUGAUCAAGCUUUCCCUCUACAACUUAAACCAAGAUCCGGAUUACUAUGAAUAUCCUUAUUCCUAUGCAUAUGAAUAUAAAGAUAAGAAGCAUUGGUUGCUAAACAUGUCCCUGUUGGUGCCUUUGAAGGAGCUAACAACUCUUAAUCUAUCCGGCAAUGCAAUUGGUGGCUGCCUACCAAAUGAAGGAUUUGAAAAGCUAUCAAGCUUAAGGUAUUUGAGAUUUUUAGACCUUAGUUAUAACUACUUUAAGAAUAAUAGCAUUCUACAGUCUUUGAGUGCAAUGGCAUCGCUUGAGACUUUGAAUCUUACUCCCAAUGAGUUGCAAGGCUACUUUCCUGCUCAAGGUGGUUUUGAAAGCUUGCCAAGAUUGGAGAACCUGGAGACCUUAGAUCUUAGUUACAACAAUUUCAACAGAAGCAUCAUAGAAUUAUUGAGUGCAGCUAAAUCCCUUAAGAAUUUGAAUCUUGCUUCGAAUGGAAUUGAAGGAUUAUUUCCUGCUAAAGAAUUAUUAAGUGCAGCUAAAUCCCUUAAAAAUCUGAAUCUUGCUUCGAAUGGAAUCAAAGGAUUAUUUCCUGCUAAAAGUUUCGAAAGCUUGUCAAUAUUGGAGAAUCUGGAGACAUUAGAUCUUAGUAGCAACUAUUUCAACAGAGCAAUCUUCGAAUCAUUAACUGCAAUCAAAUCUCUUAAGAAUCUGAAUCUUGCUCAGAAUGGAAUAACAGGAUCCUUUCCUACCCAAGAAAUAUCGGCUUUGGAAAACUUGGAGAAGUUGGAUUUAAGUUACAAUCAACUCAAUGGCUCCCUAACAUUCCAAGGUUUGUCUAACUUCAGUAGGUUGGAGAUUUUAAAUCUGCAUGAAAAUUCUUUCACUGGAAGUAUUUCUCCAUAUAUCGAGGCACUAUCUUCUCUAAAGGCUAUAUCAUUAGCUUGGAAUAAACUGAAUGGCACUUUACCUAAAGAGUUGUGUGGACUGAAGAAGCUUGAAGAGUUACAUCUUUAUGGCAAUUUCUUUGAUGGAAUCCUUCCACCAUGCCUAAAUAAUUUGACGUCUCUUCGAUUGUUAGAUAUAUCUGAGAACCAAUUCGCUGGAAACAUCUCUUCAUCUCUGAUAGCCAUCCCAACAUCACUUGGGUACAUUGAUUUCAGUUAUAAUCAUUUUGAGGGUCUAUUCUCAUUCAACUUAUUUGCUAAUCACUCUAAGCUUAAGGUAAUUAUAUUGGGGAGUGAAAACAACAAGUUUGAGAUAGAAACUGAAGAUUCUGUGGUUUGGGAUGACCUCUCGUUUCAGUUAAAGAUCUUUAUACUACGCAAUUGUAGUUUGAACAAGCUCACUGGCAAUAUUCCUAAGUUUCUCUUUGACCAGCACGAAUUGGAAAUAAUUGAUCUUUCUCACAAUAAGUUGACAGGAAACUUCCCCAUGUGGUUGCUUCAAAACAAUACAGGGCUACGAGAGCUAAGUCUUCAGAAUAAUUCUUUCGUUGGUAAAUUUCAUUUGCCACCAGAUCAGCACAAGAGUAUUUUAAAGAUGGACAUCUCUGACAAUUGCUUAGAUGGGCAACUUCAAGAAAAUAUUGGAAAGAUUACUCCAUACGUAAGAUAUCUAAAGCUUUCCCGAAAUCAUUUUGAAGGAUAUCUUCCGUCCUCAAUUAGUGAGAUGAGUCAUUUAGAAGAUUUGGACUUGUCAUUUAAUAAUUUCUCGGGAGAGUUACCAGCGGAAUUUGUUGCCAAUUGCACCUCCUUGUAUUUUUUGAAGUUAUGCAAUAAUCGCUUUAACGGUGAAUUUUUCUCAAAGCACUUCAAGCUGCGAUAUUUAUCAGUUUUGAUAUUAAACAACAAUCAGUUCACAGGUACUCUACCAGCUAUACCAUUGCAAUGGAGUCUAGAUUAUUUGGAUAUUAGCAACAACAACAUGUCAGGAACAAUUCCUGGAUGGAUGGUAAACAGGACGUUUUUUUGGACUUUUGACGUGAGUAACAAUUCCUUUGAAGGUCAGAUUCCUUGUGGACAAGUAGAUUUCUUUCAAUUAUUAGACCUUUCUCAUAACUCACUUUCAGGAUCGUUACCUUCUUGCUUGAAUCUACAGGGUGUUCACCACCUACUAUUGCAAGGAAACAAACUUUCAGGACCUAUACCAAAAGCUAUUUUCAAUUCAUCGACUCUUAACACAUUGAACCUUAGAGAUAACAGCUUUUCUGGAAGCAUCCCUGUUGAAAUCGGUGCACUUUCUAACUUAAUAAUACUUUUGUUGAGAGGCAACAAUUUCAGUGGUAUAAUUCCAAAUCAGAUGUGUUGGUUAAAUAAGAUAAGAAUAAUGGAUCUUUCCAAGAACUCUCUUUCUGAGACAAUACCAAACUGCUUUCACAACAUGUCCUUUGGAAAGUUAAUUGUUGAUUAUGUUGUCUAUAAUGAAGAUCCUUCUGAGGGCUGGUAUGAACAAAUAGGUUCAACAUUCCAAAACCUUAUAAAAGGGAAUAAUGAAGGAGGUAAGAUGGAGUUAUUAUAUCGUAAAGAAAUUAACGUUGUGUUUGUAACAAAAUAUAGGUUUAACUCCUACCAUGGUAAUAUCCUUAAUUACAUGUCAGGAUUGGAUUUGUCAUGCAACAAGCUCACAGGUAGAAUCCCACCUGAACUAGGAAAUCUAUCUUCAAUUCAUGCUUUGAACUUGUCUUACAAUCAGUUGACAGGUUCCAUUCCACAAACAUUCUCAAAUUUGAACCAGUUGGAGAGUUUAGACCUUUCUCACAACAAUUUGAGUGGAGAAAUUCCUUCAGUAUUGAUUGAUCUGAACUUUCUAGCAAUAUUCACUGUGGCUUAUAACAACUUAUCGGGUAAAGUUCCAGAUUGGAAAGCACAAUUUGCAACGUUUAAUAAGAGUAGUUACGAAGGAAAUCCAUUUCUUUGCGGACAACCAAUAGAGAAUAGUUGCACCGGAGCAGACGAGUCACAUCCAUCACCAACAAAAUCUUCAAAUGCAAGUGAAGGGAAUUGGUACGAAAUAGAUCAUCAGGUCUUCUUUGCAAGUUUUACCGCAUCUUAUAUUGUUUUCUUCUUGGGUGUUGCUACUCUUCUUUAUAUUCAUCCUUAUUGGCAACAACGGUGCUUCAAUUUUAUUGAGGAUUUUAAGUACUGUUAUUAUCCUGUUUUUGAUAACUUAAAAAGAUUGUCAAACCGUCUAUAUCCUUAGAUAUAUUCAGUUUCCAUGGACAUCUUUGAUGGUAGUGAUGAUGGCUAGCGGUACAUUUGAUUAUGAAUAAUGGUUAUUGCGCUGUAAUAUGAGACAAGUUAUUCACUUGCACUUGCUUUCUUCUGUAUUGUAAUUCUCGUCACUUGAUGACGGAUAUUGUUCUUGUAGAAAUCAGCAUUAUUAUAAUUUAUUCACUUCAAUA
Molecule: messenger RNA, 3662 nt
Organism: Alnus glutinosa
Lineage: Eukaryota; Viridiplantae; Streptophyta; Magnoliopsida; Fagales; Betulaceae
Product: receptor-like protein 13
Exons: 8
Coding region: 44-3460 (1138 amino acids)
Molecular function (GO): protein binding
Source: RefSeq, a predicted model, not a curated record